AGCGCAUGCUUUCCGCAAUGACCCUAAACCCCAAAUGACGAGGCUCCUGUAUCCACGUCUCUCGCCCAUAAAAAUUGUCGCACUUACCUCACACUUGACACAUUAAUGAGUGUAAACCUACACGUACAUGUGCAUGGAGGACAUGAAAGUAGAGCAAGUGUGGACCUUAUUAACCCGAAGAACAUUUUCUUUGUUAAUGAGGAUGACGUUAGUGUCGCUAAAUCUUUAAGUAGGUAAGAAUACGCAUGGGUGAUUUUGUAGACUCUUUAGGUUGCAGCAACUUUCAUGGAACUUCUGUGAAUAGCUUGCCAUAAAAUUUGUUUUUUUGGUUGGACGAUGGGCAUGGGACCCCAUCAUCUGGCGACGUUUGUACUAGUAAAUUGUGAGUAUGCAAACGUAAUCUGGCGUGUUGAUACUUGUUCCAUAUUUUUCUCGCUUGGAAAAUUCAUAGCGAUCUACAAUUAAUGUCGUAAUUCUUGUUCACUUGAUACUUUGCUUACUUAGUUAGGAUCGAUUGGGUCUAGAUUGAGUUUUCUCCAUUUUCCUUUCUUCCGUACAUAUGCAAGAUGGAGGACGAGGACGUAGUGCCUGCUCCUCGGUCGCAGUCGCCUAUCUCAGGCACAGGGGAGAAGAAGAAAAAGGAAAAGAAAGAGAAGACUGGCCUCGAGAAAAUGGACCCAGACUCGCUUACUUUGGAAACCCUGACAAGCGUGAUCGAAGACAAGGAAAUAAAACGGGAGGAAAAGAAAGAAAAGAAGAUGAAUAAGGAAAUGAUGUUAGCGAUUCAAGAAGAUGAAGAGGAGAACGACGGUGAAGUGCGCCCGAGGCUAUUCGGUAAGAUUUUUAUGAUUCGUUUUUAUCGUCGUUUGAAUACUACAACCCAGAAAUUUUUACAUUUUCAUCGUCUGCGGGCUCCGCUGGAAAAUGAUAGCAGAAGUACUCGAUGUAGUUUUUGUUCCUCGACUCCACGCUUGAAGAGUAUGUCAAAGAGAUUUGUGUUAAGCAUUGCGUACAAAAUUUUUCCACCUAAGUAGCUGUGCUUAGUAGAGUUAUAAAAUGGAACAAAUGUAAACACUGAGUGGAAUAGUACAUGUAAAAAUACAUGAAGACGAUCAAUCCGAACGAGAUGUUCUUCGAGUAUUACUAACUCGUUGGUGAAAAAUUGUGCCUAGAUAUGGACUGCAAUAUUUCUAGUUCGAUAUGGUUGCUACUUGAGUUGACGAGCAAUCCGUUUGCAUUUUCCUUUCCCUCUCUCUGCAGGUGAUGUCAGUUUCGGCCCAGGGAACGUUCCCGGUUUGAUGCCGAUUGCGAGACCGGGGGGAACAGCGAUUAUACCAGACAUUGAUGACGAGGAUAAAGAGAAAGAGAAAAAGAAGAAGAAAGAUAAAAAGAAAGACAAAAUAAAAUCUUCCGCACCAGAGGGAGAGGGAGAACAUGAUGAACACGCAAAGCACCAUCACGACCAGCUCGAACAAAUACAUUCUGGCGCAGACCACGGGGGAGAAGAUGAGGCAAGUGCGAAGCACCAGGAGCACCAUCACAAGGUAACACCUGAAGGCGAGCAUCACCACGCGAGUGGGAAGCAACAUCACCAGAUAAAGUCUGGGGCGGAAGGGGAGCGGGCUAUAGUUAGUGAAAAUGAUUCUGUUGUACUUGAAGAAGGUGGUGAUGAUGUGACAACUACGAGAAGCCGUUGUAGCAAGGAGAAAACGUCUGGAAAAAGACAACAGCAAAUGAAGGAGGAAGAUUUUAUAGCGGGAAACUUUUUUCGCCAAGACGAGCUACCAGGGACGCAAACGGGUAGUGGCACAACAUCGAGAGACGGCGGCCGCGGCGGCGUAGAUGAUCUUGUUGAAGAUCAAGAUGGCUAUUACACUAAAGACGGAACCUCCGGAAGUCGGCAUAGUCAUUCCUCGGAACAUCAUCUCUCAAUUCACCACUUCGAUUUUUAGGGCGACAACAAAUAGUACCCUCCCUGGAUCUUCGAAAGACUGCAGACAGGAGCUAGAUCAACAGCGGGGGCUACGGAUAAUGAAGGUCUUACAUCUGAGUCGAUUAAGAUUUUCCUUGGUCUUAUGAUCUUUCUCGCUCCGGUGGAUGAGGACUUGAAUAAGUACAGAUUGACAUUAAGAAUGACAAAAUGCUCGAAAUUCAGAUUUCAUUUAGUUUUUUUUUCUUUAUCACUGAUAUCUUUCUACAACAGGCUGAGAUGAACAUGAAGCUCGUUGUGGCACUUACUAGAAGCAUAGUUAACACGAACAAGAUAUAGUGGAUUUUUAGUAUCGCACUGAAUUCCAAUUGCAAUUCCAAACCGCUUGGCUUUAUUGUUUUUUCGCGAUUGCCGUGAAAGGUCGGUCUAUGGAUCGGACUCUCUGCUAGUAAGGUGUUCUCUUUAAGAACGAGUGAAAAUGGACAUGGUGACGGGGUUGGUGCGUCGUAAGCACUGCUUUGUGAACACUGAGGCGAUUUGCCGGCUGCAGGGCAUGAUCCCCUUCUUCAAGACCAUCGACGAGAAGGGCAGCCUGAAUCCUGUGCUGUUUGCGGGGCCGGAGUUUCAGGGGUUGAUAAAAUCCGUGAUCCGAGAGGAGGCCGUUUGGAAGUCGCUGCUGGUUGGCAAGCGGUACAAAUCGGGCUACGCGGGCGGACUGCUACGGCUGGCGAAGGAAGGUGGGCAGGAGCAACAAGAUGCAGUUUUGUUAGUGGAGCAGACGCGAUGGCGCGACGGGUGGAGGCGUUUGAGAUCGAACUAAACUUCGCGCUGCUUAAGCGCGUGGGGAAAACGUUCGGGGUGGACAUGAAUCUAGGUGGAACUUCUGCAAAUGAUCCUCAUGCAGACGUUAUCUCGACGUUGUUGAAGACCUCACACCCCUCGCACACUUCGCAGUUGGUGGUGCCGGCGAGGGUCGGCGACGUGCGAGAACUCGCGAAGGAACUCAUGGCGGCAGCAGUCCGGACGCCGGAAGGCAGGGGGAAGCUGGUUUUCGAAUGACUGUCAGCGAGUGUCGACAACUGGAUCGACGAUAUUCGGAGUCAGGACUAUCUGUCCUUCGUGAAAGAGACGAAUACUAAUUUUCAGAAAGGGAAGGGGAAGACGGAUGUCAGUGUCAGCAUAGGAGAAGGGCAAGCUGCUGUUGUUGAAGAGAACACGACGUCGCCUCCACCCGCAAACCAUCUUCCGUUGAGCUUCGGGACGUUACCGGAUGAGUGGUAAACGCGGUUGCGCUCGAAGUGGCCGCCGCCCGCCACGAAAGUCGUGUUCAUGACGCGUGGAGGAAGCUAUUUGUACAACCUGCACACAGCUGCCUCGGAUGAGGACUAUCUGGUGAUCUUGUUUUUGGCGCCGACGUUGACAUCGCAAGCCGGGCGCCGUCCGCCACGGAAUUCCACUGCCACUCCGUCGCGCGACAAGGCGGGUUCGCACGCGAUAAGGCGAGGGAGGUGGAGUAUUCCGGUCGGGAGCUGUGGUCCUUCCUCGUGGAGCUGUGCAAAGACAACCCACGGAACGUGGAACUGCUCUUCGCGCCUGCUCCACCUGCUUCCUCGAAAAAUAGUUCGGUCGUGAUUACACGAGAACUCAGUUGUCAACUGUCCUCGUGGAUUUGGGUAGAACUGCGGCAGCGGUGGAGGUGGUUUCUCACGCAGCGCUGCUUGAGUCAAAACCUCGGCUUCAUCGGGGAAAGGCUGUACCGCGCAGUAAGAGAGCUCGCGGAAAAUCUACCGGAAGUUCAACUUGGCGAGUCGGAAGGAAAUUCCGGUGGAUUUUCCGCGACGAGUGCUUCCGGUUGCCAAGUAGAGGAAAAGGAAAAGGUCAACUCAGCUUCUUCAGAAGCACAACCUCCCGCGGAGGCGGUCGCGGCUGGUAAGCGAAUAGCGAAGCUGUUGUACCACCAAUGGCACAAGAUUUUCGAGGCUUAGCGCAUAUGCGCGGGAAAGGAGCCCGCUGUUGCUCUGCAGAGCGAGGAGCACGACUUUGUGAUGAAGCUGCGGCUGCAGCCCAUGACGACGGCGCGCUCCCUUGACCGCAGCACCGUGAGCGACUCGUUGCUGCAGCCAGCGCUGGAACAAGUUCACGGGCUACGACCCGUUCCAAACCGGGCGUCCGGGCUGGUUGUGGAACGCCGACCACAACUACGUGCUGUUGCAGCCGGAGGAAGGCGCGAGUGGCUUACACCGUCUGCAAUCCAUGUUGCGUAACCGCACGCCGAAUGGCACCACCCCGUUGAACGCAAUGUUGAUGGCGCUUAUUGACACGCUGUCUCCGCCGGCGAACCCCGCGGACGUAAACGCGAAUUGGCAGCACCCGCACCCGGCGUGGACGGCGAAUUUCGUGACGCAGUGGAAAGAGCGACACGACCACCAAUUCGUGCUGCCGGAGCUGAAAAACAAAAACAUGACGCCGACGGACAUGAUUUUUGGGUUGAGAUCCGGGCGCUUAGCUGAGGCCGAGCCGGAAGCGGAGACACGUGUUGGUGGCGGCUUAAUCCGCCAAGAGUUAGCCGAGAGAGCAGAGCGGGCGUAUAUUAACCCCCGCACGAAGCGCGUGUUUGUGGCAGAAGAGUCACGGCCACCAUCUUUACGAACGAGCCAGCGGGGCGACUAG
This is a messenger RNA of Amoebophrya sp. A25, 4600 nucleotides long. NCBI's taxonomy places the organism in Eukaryota, Dinophyceae, Syndiniales, Amoebophryaceae. The record is from the annotation of a GenBank genome assembly.